AUGCCGAUCGUUGGUAAAAGUGAUAAAAAUCGUGAUGAAAAUGUCACAGAAGUCGAGUAUGUUGACAAAGGACUUCAUUCUUUCCAGGACAUCUCCCACAUAUUUCACAAUACGGCGUUAACGAGAUUGACCCUCAGCCAUAACAAAAUUCCUUCUGUUCCUGCUAAUAUCGCUGAUUUGGUUAAUUUACAGAUCUUGACUUUAUGGAAUAACCAGAUUGAGGAACUUCCAACAUCAAUAUCGUCUCUUAGCAAACUUCGUAUUCUAAAUGUUGGAAUGAAUCGGUUAAGUAUUUUGCCGCGUGGUUUUGGUUCUUUCCAAUCCUUGGAGCUACUGGACUUGACCUACAAUAACCUUUCUGAACGAAGUCUUCCUGGCAAUUUCUUUUUCAUGUCUACCUUACGAGCUCUUUAUUUGGGAGAUAAUGAUUUCGAAUACCUUCCAGAAGAUGUCGAGAAUCUUUCUAGUCUUCAAAUUCUUGUUUUACGAGAAAAUGAUCUUACCGCUUUACCUAAAGAAAUUGGCAAACUUUUCCGCCUUAGAGAGCUUCAUAUUCAGGGCAAUCGCUUAACAGUUUUACCGCCAGAAAUUGCUUCUCUUGAUUUAGUUGGACCCAAGCAGGUCCUCCGUUUGGAACAAAAUCCAUGGGUGGAACAAAUCCAGGAAGCGUUGAAAAAAGGUCCAUUGGCUUUGAUGGAGUAUUUGAGGUCAGAUGCAUACAAAUACAUAUAUGGGAAACAUGUAGCAGGCUCGACUCCUAUACCGCCAAAAUCUAAAAAUAAGGAGAAGAAAAUCAGCAGACAUCAAAAUAAGUCUGGUUGUUAA
Messenger RNA from Enterobius vermicularis (human pinworm), 825 nucleotides. NCBI's taxonomy places the organism in Eukaryota, Metazoa, Nematoda, Chromadorea, Rhabditida, Oxyuridae. The record is from the annotation of a GenBank genome assembly.